Messenger RNA from Strongylus vulgaris, 332 nucleotides. NCBI's taxonomy places the organism in Eukaryota, Metazoa, Nematoda, Chromadorea, Rhabditida, Strongylidae. The record is from the annotation of a GenBank genome assembly.
AUGCGAAGAUUACGGGAGACAAUGGUGAUUUUUACUACACUUCUCUCAGGUUUGGAAGCGAGUAGCAAUAGAUGUUACGUGUGUACAACAAUUGACGCGAACGCUAUGUUGAAGGAAAUCGCCGAUCCAAAUUGGCUUCGAUGGCUCGAAAACGUUAGAUACGCACCUUAUUCCGAACAAUGCGCGGAUAAGUUCAAGACAGAAAAAUUCGACCGAAACUUGGAAGUGUGCACUUGUGGUGGUAACUUAUGCAACGAUGCUCGCAACUUCCCAACAGCUAUCCCGUUUUUAAUCGUUAUUUUGUUCCGGUUACUACGAAAUGAACUAUGAAA